This is a messenger RNA of Nicotiana tabacum (common tobacco), 674 nucleotides long. Lineage: Eukaryota; Viridiplantae; Streptophyta; Magnoliopsida; Solanales; Solanaceae. The record is from RefSeq and is a predicted model, not a curated record.
UAUAGAGACCUUGUCAUAAAAAGCUCUAUAUUACAACAUUAACAAAAUGGAUUCAAGAGAUGACGGCGAUAAUGGAUUCCAAUUCAGUCAAAUACUUUCUCGAGAAUCAUCUGUAGGACAAUCAUCACGUAUUUAUUAUUAUAGAAGAGCUGAAGGGGUUCCAUUUCAAUGGGAGAAGCAGCCUGGAACUCCUAAGAAUCCACCAAACGAAGAUGUCGUUCCACCACUUAGCCCUCCACCUUCAAUUCAAAGCUUGGGGCUGCCCAAGCCUUGGUUUAUUAAUACUGAUGAUGAUGAACCUCAAGAAUCGAAAAGUUUGAAGGUUUGGCUUUCGAAGAAGAUUAAGAAAUUGCAUCAAUUAAAAACUUUUGGAAAAUCUCAUCAAAAUUCUGAAUUAAUGCAUGGAAUUGAUGUUGUUGAGUCUGAUGGAGAAUUCGUUGCCAGUUCGUUCAAGAACUCGACUUCAUCGUCCUCAUCUUCAUCUUCAACAGAUUCAUAUACCUCAAACAGGCAAGAGAGGGAAAAAUCUUCAGGGAGAAGAAGGGAUAUGAUGGAGGGUUGCAGCCCAUGGAAUAAUAUCACAGAAAUGGUUGGUAUUAUUGCAAGAAUCUCCUAAUUUUAUUUUCUUUUGCAUUUUGUGUGAACUAUUUUUCUAAGUAGACUGUUCAUAUUUU